UGUCGAGUAUUUUGUUCGUUUCAAACAUGCUAAAUACGCGAUCAAAGAAUUGAGUGUUUUCUGAGUGAAAAGUUAUACUAUUUUAUUUGCUAUUACAUAUAUUAAUAGCACAUUUGCUUUUGUACGAUUAAAUAUACUGUUCAACAAAUUUAAUAUAAAAAUAAAUUAGUUCAGUAAUUAGAAAUGCGAUAGCAUCAAAAAGUUUGCCAUAAAAUUUUUGUUUUAGAUUUAUUUCAUCUCAGUACGAUAGAUUUGAUAAUACACACUUGAAAACGAAUAUUUUUUAAUUAUUUAUCUUUAUAAUGUCUCAUUUAAAGUACAUGAAAGAAAUAAAUAAUUUAACUCGUAUGGAUGAAGCUAUUAAAGGACCGCUUCCACGGUGGCAGAAAAAAUGUUUAGAAUCAUCUAAUUCCAGCAUCAAUCUUAGUGUUAAUUCGUCACGAAAGACUGCAAAUGCAUCAUUCGCAAAUGUUACAACAGGAAAGACACCAACGAAAAAGAAUGAUUCUCGAACAAAAAAAACACCUUCUAAAGGUUCUAAAAAAUCUCCAAGUCGUACUUCUGCACUUACUAAAACACCUAAUGGUGGUGAUAGAUUUAUACCCUCAAGAUCAACAACUAAUUUUGAUCUUGGUUAUUAUAAGAUUCAACAAGCAAAUGCAGAAAAAGAUGAAGAAAAAGUUGACAAUACGAGUCCUUCUAAAAGAGAAAUGCAGCGGCUUAUAGGUGAAAAUUUACAUGGGGGUGACAUUAAUAAUAUGAGAAUUUUAUCUUACCAAAACAAAGCACCUGCUCCUCCAGAAGGUUAUCAAAACCCACUGAGAGUUAUAUAUAGUCAAUGUAAAACACCAGCAAGUGUUAAAGUUUCUACAAGAUACAUACCACAAACUCCUGAUAAAAUAUUGGAUGCGCCAGAAAUUGUUGAUGAUUAUUAUUUGAAUCUAGUUGAUUGGUCAGAAAAUAAUAUUUUGGCUGUAGCAUUAGGUGCUAAUGUAUACUUAUGGAAUGCUGCAAGUGGAACUAUUGAACAAUUAUUUGAAUUAGAGGGCAAUGAUUAUGUUUGCUCUGUUGCAUGGAUACAAGAAGGUCCUUAUUUAGCAGUAGGUACCACAGUAGGAAAUACAGAACUAUGGGAUUGUAGUCAAAUGAAAAGGGUACGUGUAAUGAAUGGUCAUGCAGUCAGAGUUGGUUCUCUUGCUUGGAAUUCAUAUGUUUUGACCAGUGGAUGCAGAGCAGGACAAAUAGUGCAUCAUGAUGUUAGACAAAGGGAUCAUUUGAUAUCGACGAUUAACGCACAUGCUCAAGAAGUGUGUGGCUUAAAAUGGUCACCUGAUGGAAAAUAUCUAGCAAGUGGCGGUAAUGAUAAUAUGCUUCAAAUAUGGCCUUCGAUUUCUGGACAAAGUCAUACGCACACACAACCGAUUUAUUCAUUAAACCAGCAUCAAGCAGCUGUGAAAGCACUUGCAUGGUGUCCAUGGCAAAAUAAUAUUCUCGCUAGUGGUGGUGGUACAGCUGAUAGAAGUAUUCGAUUUUGGAAUUGUAAUACCGGUGCAUGUUUAAAUACCAUAGAUACCAAAUCACAGGUAUGUUCGUUACUAUGGUCUACGACAUAUAAAGAAAUCGUGUCCGGCCAUGGAUAUGCACAAAAUCAAUUAACUAUUUGGAAAUACCCGGCAAUGACGAAGGUUGCAGAACUCACAGGUCAUUCUAGUCGUGUCUUACAUUUAGCAAUGUCUCCAGAUGGUACUACAGUACUUAGUGCAGGAGCUGAUGAAACUUUAAGACUGUGGAAAUGCUUCCAACCUGAUCCUCAUAAAAAAAAGGAAACUAAUGAAAUAAAAUCUGUCGCGUAUAGACUUAAGCAAUCCAUACGAUAAUUUUGUUUAUCGUGAAAUAAAAUAUUGUAUUUAUCUUUAAUGUGUAAAACAUAGUGACCUCUUCUCUAAUGAACAGAGAAUUGUAGUAUAAUUUCCUGUUAUUUAUCAAUAUAUUUAAAAUAAACUUAAAAUAUUUAGUACCUGGAAGUACCAACAUAUUUUUAUAAA
Megachile rotundata (alfalfa leafcutting bee) is the source of this 2045-nucleotide messenger RNA. It is a transcript of the gene fzy, whose product is annotated as cell division cycle 20 protein fzy. Gene Ontology annotation, molecular function: anaphase-promoting complex binding; protein binding; ubiquitin ligase activator activity. Gene Ontology annotation, cellular component: anaphase-promoting complex. Lineage: Eukaryota; Metazoa; Arthropoda; Insecta; Hymenoptera; Megachilidae. Gene Ontology annotation, biological process: anaphase-promoting complex-dependent catabolic process; positive regulation of ubiquitin protein ligase activity; positive regulation of anaphase-promoting complex-dependent catabolic process. The record is from RefSeq and is a predicted model, not a curated record.